AUGGUGACGACAGUUAGUGGGAGCGGAGGUGUACUUGACUGAGGCGGGAACAUCACGAAAGAUGGACUGGAAGCAGGCGCUGAAAAGCCGGUUGGCCGUCAGUACCGACUCUAAAAGGAGUGACCAAGAAUUGAAGGAUGAAGAGAUGGAGUUGUUUACAAAAUACUACCUAGAAUGGAAAGGAGGAAGAAAAAGUGCCAGUACCUCCUACAUGAACAUACCACGAUUUUAUUACAGGCUGCCAGCAGAAGAUGAAAUAUUGUUACAGAAAUUAAGAGAAGAAUCUAGAGCAGUCUUUUUGCAGAGAAAAAGUAGAGAACUGCUAGAUAAUGAAGAAUUGCAGAAUUUGUGGUUUCUCUUGGAUGAGCAUCAGACACCACCUAUGAUGGGGGAUGAAGCAAUGAUUAACUAUGAAAACUUCUUGAAAGUUGGUGAAAAAGCUGGAUCCAAGUGCAAGCAAUUCUUCACAGCUAAAAUCUUUGCUAAAUUACUUCAUAAUGAUCCUUAUGGAAGAAUAUCUAUCAUGCAGUUUUUCAAUUAUGUAAUGAGAAAAGUAUGGCUGUACCAGACAAGAAUAGGCCUAAGUUUAUAUGAUGUGGCUGGACAAGGUUACCUCAGAGAAUCAGAUUUAGAAAAUUAUAUAUUGGAACUCAUUCCCACGUUGCCACAGCUGGAUGGUUUAGAAAAAUCGUUUUACUCAUUUUAUGUAUGCACUGCAGUCAGAAAAUUCUUCUUCUUUUUAGAUCCUCUCAGAACUGGGAAGAUAAAAAUACAGGAUAUUUUAGCCUGCAGCUUCCUAGAUGACUUACUAGAGUUGCGUGAUGAAGAACUUUCUAAAGAAAGUCAAGAAACAAAUUGGUUUUCUGCUCCUUCUGCUUUGAGGGUUUAUGGCCAAUAUUUAAACCUUGACAAAGAUCACAAUGGCAUGCUUAGCAAAGAGGAAUUAUCUCGAUAUGGAACAGGGACACUAACCAACAUCUUUUUGGACCGGGUCUUCCAGGAGUGUCUGACCUAUGAUGGAGAAAUGGACUAUAAGACGUACUUGGACUUUGUACUUGCAUUAGAAAACAGAAAGGAACCUGCAGCUUUGCAGUAUAUUUUCAAAUUGCUUGAUAUAGAGAACAAAGGAUACCUGAAUGUCUUUUCCCUUAAUUAUUUCUUUAGGGCUAUUCAAGAACAAAUGAAAAUCCAUGGACAAGAUCCAGUUUCUUUUCAAGAUGUCAAGGAUGAAAUCUUUGAUAUGGUAAAACCUAAGGAUCCUUACAAGAUUUCACUUCAAGAUUUAAUCAAUAGUAGUCAAGGAGAUACAGUCACCAGUAUUUUAAUUGAUCUUAACGGCUUCUGGACUUAUGAGAACAGAGAAGUUCUUGUAGCCAGUGAUAAUGACAGUACAACAGAUCUUGUUGAUACAUGAUUUAACAGGAAUAGACUGUAUUAUUGGAGAUAUGCCCAACUGAUACAGUGACUAUUUGAGGCUGAAAAGCAAAUUCAUUACACAUAUCACUGAAGUUUCCAUAUAACUCCAGAAGGACAUCUUUAAAAAAAAAAAAGUGAAAUGAAUCUCAUUUGAGUUUUUAAAAAACACUUACUGAAAACCUGUUAUUAAAUGUUUAAAGAGUUGUUGGUAAUUAUUUAAAUCAUUUCUGAACCUAUAGUAGCAAGCCAUACUGCAUUUUAGACAAGUUAUAUCUUUUGGGAAUUUUCUUGAAUAUUCCAGUUUUGUACUGUUGAAUUGCCAUUGCUAAGACAAAGCCUAAAAUAUUUUUCCUUUCUGUGUGUAAUUACGAAUGUGCAAUUUAAUUCUAAAAAUUAACAAGUAAAUAGUACCUAUCAGAUGGACCAUAUUUAAACACAGUCAAACAGCACUCUCAUUUCCACAAAAGACUAGUAAGCACCUAUGAGUAUAAAUUUUCCCCAACCAGUUGUCUUCCAGAAGUGUUGAACAACUGUAGCAAUAUGGCCCUGUUAUCUGGAUCAGAUCCCAGGUUAAAGAACGGUGGUAUAAAAUACUAUAAUACUUUAAUUCCAUAAAUGCAAAGCAUGGUGAGUUAAAAUGCUUGGUUAAUGAUGCGUACUUCAUUUUGCCUAUAUCGGAUGCAGUUUUUUAAACCAGGUCUUAAGCUUAUUAUGUAUCUUAACCUAGUCCUGAGUAAAAUUUUGGUUUUCCUAAGCUUCAAGGGUGGGUGAUACAAUAAAUUUAAGACUGGGUAAAACGUUGUUGUGAAAUGUAAAAUGAUGGUGCAUACGUUAGCUAGGGGAUUAGGCACAGCAUGUUUUAUAAACACACUGGAAGCCUUGAGUGUUCCAAUAUGUAAUGGCAAUAAAUGGAAUAUGUUUUUUAAAAAGACA
This is a messenger RNA of Python bivittatus (Burmese python), 2349 nucleotides long. It is a transcript of the gene PPP2R3C, whose product is annotated as protein phosphatase 2 regulatory subunit B''gamma. Lineage: Eukaryota; Metazoa; Chordata; Lepidosauria; Squamata; Pythonidae. Gene Ontology annotation, cellular component: centrosome; spindle. The record is from RefSeq and is a predicted model, not a curated record. Gene Ontology annotation, biological process: T cell homeostasis; cortical cytoskeleton organization; B cell homeostasis.